Helicoverpa zea (corn earworm) is the source of this 635-nucleotide messenger RNA. RefSeq lists its product as uncharacterized. Bases 1 to 384 code for a protein of 127 amino acids. The record is from RefSeq and is a predicted model, not a curated record. NCBI's taxonomy places the organism in Eukaryota, Metazoa, Arthropoda, Insecta, Lepidoptera, Noctuidae. The transcript has 2 exons.
AUGUAUAUUUCUUUGUUCCAGGUCUGCAUCGUAAUGAUACUAUACAGUAACGAACACUUAGUUUAUGGCGAUGUCAAGAUCUACAGUAUAAACGAUGAAGUAUUAAGUUGUAGUGGAUGGCUGUCCACUAUUAUAUUUAAUUUUUGCAAUAAUACAUAUAAAAUAGUCAAGAGGGACACCUCAUUAAUGAUAGAAAAAAUGGCACCAAAAGACUUACAAAAAGACACAAGUAGGAGGCGACUGGUGGACGGAGACAGGUGGCACCGGGUGCGAAGGCAAGUGGCCUCACAGUGCUGUCUCCACCCUUGCACGGUAGCCGACAUCAUCAUGUAUUGUCCCAACGAUGCCAAACUGCUGCAAGAAAACCCAGAUAUAUUUGAUUAAAGCCACGACAUAGGCCCAAGUACACUGACAGUUGAAACGUCAUUUUUCAAAGGAACUCUUUACUUUGUUUGAAUUUGGAAGUUCGUAGUAAGCAGUUCUUUUGAAAGAAAGGAGGUUUUAAAUGUUGUUGGGGAAUUUGGGCCUUGCUUGUUAGUUUCAUAGCAGAGUAUUACUAUUUAUAAAUAAUGUUUAAGUGUACAGUAACAAAUAAUUUAAUUGUGGAAUAAAUUCUGUGCUGGUUUGAAAGCUAA